AGCGACAGCAGCAGCCCUGGCGAUAAGUAUAACGAUAAAUAAUGACUGCGAAACGGGCGAAGUGUAAUGCCAGAUCGCUAAAAACUGGCUGUCGCGAAAGACAGGACAAAUCUGUUUAGGCGUUAUAGUUUUCUUUGGUAUACAUUUGGCGUGGAGGCACCUCCCUGCCUGCCUGCCUGCCCUGCUCUGCGCCGCGGUGUGUGCGUGUAUUUCGGGUAGGCUCCAUCGCAUCACCGCGCUGCAGUGCGUUACUGUAACCGUGCAUAGGUGCCACGCCGCCGGUUACAGCUGCGCCGUCGGCCGAUACUAUGUCAAAAACAGACAGAGACAAAGUAACACUGCGAAUCAAUCCUGCUGAUCUAUGCAAUGAAAAAAUGACAACGUUGGUCUCUGACGGCUGUGUUUUGUAGCCACAAAGAAGUGCAAGUGUGCAGACAACUGUUUUGGAUUGGUGUUUGUGCCCGAUUUUAAAAAGCUUUGAACUGCAGCAGAAUAGGCAGCCCGCAUGGAACGAGCAGGGAGCAUCCAACUUGAUAUUCCGGACUUCAGCAACUCCGUCCUGUCGCAUCUGAACCAGUUGCGCAUGCAGGGCCGCUUGUGCGACAUCGUGGUCAACAUUCAGGGCCACAAUUUCCGUGCCCACAAAGUGGUCCUCGCCGCCAGCUCCCCCUACUUCCGGGACCACAUGUCGCUCAGUGAGAUGAGCACUGUGUCCAUCUCGGUUAUCCGUAAUCCUUCCGUUUUUGAGCAGCUACUUUCGUUCUGCUACACGGGUCGGUUGUGUUUGCAACUCACAGAUAUAAUCAGUUACCUGACGGCGGCCAGCUUCCUCCAAAUGCAGCAUAUUAUUGAUCGCUGCACCCAGAUUUUAGAGGGCAUCCACUUCAAGAUCAGCCUAUCGGAUGUGGAGGAAGAGCUUGGGGGCGGAGCCCACAGAACCUCCAACCAAACAAUCGAGUCAGGAAAAGGCGGAAUGGCACUAGCGGGGUCCCGCACCCUAAGUCCCAGACAUAGCAGCUCUAGGUUGAUCAGCAACACCGGAGGGGUGAUCAACAUUCGUGAUGUGAGGGAAGUCCGAGAAAUCAGUCCUCCUGGCGAGUCCAUGAGCCCUCAGAUCGUUGAGCACAGCGGAAUUGGCUCGGAAGAGGUGAGAUCUGGGAAAGUGCCCAUUCUCCGUAUUAAUCGAGCUGGGCAGUGGUAUGUGGAGACAGAGACUGAAGUGGACAGGGGCGGAGAGCAGACCGUGAGGGUAGUGGAUGGGUUUCGGAUUAAGACGGAAAGGAUGGAAGAGUGGAUUGGGGCAGAGACUCCGGCAUCGGCAGAAGAUGGCAGCGGGGCAGAGGAGGGUUCAACGGUGAUGAUUGAAACCUCAGGACGUAGUACACUAGUGCAGGAUGGGGGAAGAGGGGGGAAAAGUUCCCAGCCUUCCAGUAGCUUCAGUGAGACAGAGAGGUUUAGUCCAACAGGAAGUGUGGUGGUGAUGGCUGACCGACAAAGAGCCAAGAGUGAGUCUCCGGGGAGAGUUGACAACCAGAGACAUCCCACCUCACAGGGAGAAGAACAAGCUGUGUUUGACAUGGGAGGAUACGAGGAGUACCUCCGAGAACAGGUAGGUGAUCGAUGGUUCCGCUACAACCCCCGUCUCACCUGCAUCUACUGCUGCAAGUCCUUCAACCAGAAAGGUAGCCUAGAUCGCCAUAUGCGCUUGCACAUGGGCAUUACGCCCUUUGUUUGCCGCAUCUGCGGGAAGAAAUACACCCGCAAGGACCAGCUUGAGUACCACAUUCGAAAGCACACGGGAAACAAGCCCUUCCACUGCCACGUUUGCGGCAAGAGCUUCCCCUUCCAGGCCAUCCUCAACCAGCACUUCCGCAAGAACCAUCCAGGAUGCACCCCACAGGAUGUGUCCCACAGUGCCUCGCCCGAGACCACUACGGUCACCUCCCGGGGAGGCCAGAACGAAGAUGAGUCGCCCACCCAGGAGGAGACUGAGGGCAACGGUGGAGGCGGAGGCGCCAGUUCGUCCUUUGGAGAAGGGGUACAACCUUCGGUCUCCACAACUGGGCCAGAUUGAUGGCUUCUGAGGGGAAAAAUAUUAAAGGCCAAAGUGUACUUCAAUUUUCCACGUGCCGGUACGUCUUGCGCACAGUGCGUAGUUUUCCUAGACACCAGGACAGUCCUUGUCUUUUUGCGUCAUUGGUCGUAUGCUUAUACGCUUAUACUUUGAAAGGCUGAGUGCUCAAGCGUGUGCGAGAUGGAACGGCACAUGUAAAAACGAAGUAUACCCUAGCCUUAAGAGUCCAUGGAGACAGAGGACAAUGGGGUCCAACAGGACCUUGUCUUCAGAGACCCCUAUGUCCCCUGGCUUCCACCAUCCACACUGAAAAAUUGCAGUAGAGUUGGAAGUAGGAGGUUCUCUUUGCUGCUGUCAACAAGGAACGGAUAAAAAAGGGAGAAUCUUCUGCGUUAUACUUGGGAAGUUUUAGACAAUUGUUUUUUUUCAUUGACAGCAAAAAUGCAAAGAACUGUUUGCUAGGACUAGUAUUCUAUAGGGAUUUAUAAAUGGUAUUUCCGCUUUAAACCGCAUCUACCUUCACCAUACAAACUGAACUGGACAUCAACAAAUGAAGACAAGCCACACUCCAACAACCUCACACACCACUGUAUGCAGUGAUUUUUUUUUUUUCUGUUUUUCUUUCUUCUGUUUUUUUUUUUUUAGUUUUGUUUAGUUUUUUGCCUUUCCUGUCUUAUAUAUAUAUAUAUAUAUAUAUAAUACACAUAUGUUACGUUGUUUUAUAUUUUUGUACUACUACAGAACGUCAUAAUUCAGGACAAACAAAAGAGAAGCUCUAGCUAUGAUUUGGUCAAAUUGCAUUGAAAUUGCCAAACUACUUUGUUUCAGAUGGUGAAUUAUGAAAACGAAAGGACGUCGUAGUCCUUCUCUUCUCUGCCUUGAGACAAUCUUGAUAAAUUAAUCCGGAGCUAGACAUCACGCUCCCCUGCCAUGGCAAGCUUAGAAAAACGGGUUCAGUUUUUAUUAGGGACCCUCAGGUCUGACCCAACAUCAGAUUUGUUUUUUUGGUUUUUGUUUUGUAUUAAGUGCCGAUACGGCCUGCCAUAAAAUCUAAACUUAUUGCUCACAUUUAUGCUAAAGGCCUCAAAGAGAAUGAAAGGAAAAUGGCCGUGGAAUUUUGGGUUCAUAAGGCCAUGUCCACACUAAUCUGUCAGUUUCCUAACGUCAUUGUUUCACUAAAUAUGUGGUAACACGCUCCAUUUUUGGUGGCGGAAAACGUCUUUCUAGUGUGGAUGAGAUGCGCAAUCGUAACUAAAUUAAUUUCGUUUUCACUCGACAACUUUUGUAGUGUGGACAUGGCCUCCGUUUAAGAAACACUCACAGCAUAUCGUUUUCCUGAUUUGAUGGAACAGUUCGCCUCAAAAUAGAAAUUCUGAUUACAAUCCCUGAUGCCCCUCUGAACUCAAAUGACUUUCUUUCGUUUAACAGAAGCCGCUCUGUUCCACAUAAUGAAAGUGAAUCUUCAGGGCCCGUGCCCCCAUUUAAACACAUUCAACAUUUCUCCUUUUGUAUUCCACGGAAGAAAGAAAGACUUAUGGGUUUGGGGGGCAGGGGGAUAAAGUAUGACUAAAUUCUUAUUUUCAGGUGAACUUUUCCUUUAACAUUGGUGGGAAACAGGCAUGCUGGGGGAAAAGAUGGUAGAAUAUAGCAGUAACAAAUAUAUUUAUUCAAAUUUAGUCCCGUAAAGGUCUUUGUAAAACCCAGCUGCUGAAUGUUAAUUAUACAGUGACAUUCUUCAACCUCAGAUAAGCUACAAUACCGCACAGUUACCUCUCUCUCUCUCAUCACUACGCAAUACCGAUCUGUCACACGAAGAUACGUGGAUGCACUCAACCGAAUUUGUUCAGUGUUUUUUUUUUCCGUUUCAUGUACAUCGUUGCGAGAUUCACAAGUCUCUCCAACUUGUUAUACUGGUCUGAUGUUUUGUUUGUAGAAUGUGUUAGAACAGGGGGAAGGGGUUUCCAACAUGGCAUAACCUUCUGCCUUUUUGUAUCAAGUCAAAAGAAAUACGGAGACGAACCAGAACGGACUUGAAAUGGUCGUCGAAACAGUUUAGAAAACAGCAACCGUAUGUCAGUGAUGUCUGGGAAAUGACAAAAUGCCACGGAACGACUUUAGUGUGAGAUUUCCCUUCAUCCAGUGGAUGGCACUUGAACCAUUUGGGGUCAAGUGCUUUUACACUUGGCUUACGAACAGAUGUUUCCAGUUGGUGCUAUUGAUGUGAAUUUACUGAAGCUCUCAGUAACCAAAGGAACCGAUAUAUAUAUAUAUAUAUAUAUAUAUAUAAAGUGGAAGUCCUUAAACCCUUAAAGGAAUAGUUCACCAACACUCAUAUGGUUUACUUUCUUCCAUAGAACACAAAUUGAAAUGUUAGGCAGAGUGUUUGC
Molecule: messenger RNA, 4461 nt
Organism: Xyrauchen texanus (razorback sucker)
Lineage: Eukaryota; Metazoa; Chordata; Actinopteri; Cypriniformes; Catostomidae
Gene: zbtb37
Product: zinc finger and BTB domain containing 37
Exons: 4
Coding region: 506-2074 (522 amino acids)
Biological process (GO): regulation of transcription by RNA polymerase II
Molecular function (GO): RNA polymerase II cis-regulatory region sequence-specific DNA binding; DNA-binding transcription factor activity, RNA polymerase II-specific; protein binding
Source: RefSeq, a predicted model, not a curated record